Messenger RNA from Lineus longissimus, 1116 nucleotides. RefSeq lists its product as uncharacterized. The transcript has a single exon. Lineage: Eukaryota; Metazoa; Nemertea; Pilidiophora; Heteronemertea; Lineidae. The record is from RefSeq and is a predicted model, not a curated record. The annotation marks the transcript as partial.
UCAUCAUCAUCAUCAUCAUCAUCAUCAUCAUCAUCAUCAUCAUCAUCAUCAUCAUCAUCAUCAUCAUCAUCAUCAUCAUCAUCAUCAUCAUCAUCAUCAUCAUCAUCAUCAUCAUCAUCAUCAUCAUCAUCAUCAUCAUCAUCAUCAUCAUCAUCAUCAUCAUCAUCAUCAUCAUCAUCAUCAUCAUCAUCAUCAUCAUCAUCAUCAUCAUCAUCAUCAUCAUCAUCAUCAUCAUCAUCAUCAUCAUCAUCAUCAUCAUCAUCAUCAUCAUCAUCAUCAUCAUCAUCAUCAUCAUCAUCAUCAUCAUCAUCAUCAUCAUCAUCAUCAUCAUCAUCAUCAUCAUCAUCAUCAUCAUCAUCAUCAUCAUCAUCAUCAUCAUCAUCAUCAUCAUCAUCAUCAUCAUCAUCAUCAUCAUCAUCAUCAUCAUCAUCAUCAUCAUCAUCAUCAUCAUCAUCAUCAUCAUCAUCAUCAUCAUCAUCAUCAUCAUCAUCAUCAUCAUCAUCAUCAUCAUCAUCAUCAUCAUCAUCAUCAUCAUCAUCAUCAUCAUCAUCAUCAUCAUCAUCAUCAUCAUCAUCAUCAUCAUCAUCAUCAUCAUCAUCAUCAUCAUCAUCAUCAUCAUCAUCAUCAUCAUCAUCAUCAUCAUCAUCAUCAUCAUCAUCAUCAUCAUCAUCAUCAUCAUCAUCAUCAUCAUCAUCAUCAUCAUCAUCAUCAUCAUCAUCAUCAUCAUCAUCAUCAUCAUCAUCAUCAUCAUCAUCAUCAUCAUCAUCAUCAUCAUCAUCAUCAUCAUCAUCAUCAUCAUCAUCAUCAUCAUCAUCAUCAUCAUCAUCAUCAUCAUCAUCAUCAUCAUCAUCAUCAUCAUCAUCAUCAUCAUCAUCAUCAUCAUCAUCAUCAUCAUCAUCAUCAUCAUCAUCAUCAUCAUCAUCAUCAUCAUCAUCAUCAUCAUCAUCAUCAUCAUCAUCAUCAUCAUCAUCAUCAUCAUCAUCAUCAUCAUCAUCAUCAUCAUCAUCAUCAUCAUCAUCAUCAUCAUCAUCAUCAUCAUCAUCAUCAUCAUCAUCAUCAUCAUCAUCAUCAUCAUCAUCAUCAUCAUCAUCAUCAUCAUCAUCAUCAUCAUCAUCA